Messenger RNA from Emys orbicularis (European pond turtle), 1668 nucleotides. It is a transcript of the gene LACTB, whose product is annotated as lactamase beta. The transcript has 6 exons. Gene Ontology annotation, molecular function: peptidase activity. NCBI's taxonomy places the organism in Eukaryota, Metazoa, Chordata, Testudines, Emydidae. The record is from RefSeq and is a predicted model, not a curated record. Gene Ontology annotation, biological process: proteolysis; regulation of lipid metabolic process. Gene Ontology annotation, cellular component: mitochondrion. The coding region runs from base 1 to 1668 and encodes 555 amino acids.
AUGUGCUCGGGGCUUGGCCGGCCGAGCUCUCGGGAGCAGCUGCUCCUGCCUGGCGGCGGCCAGGUUGAAGCGAUGCACUGCUUGGCGCGGGCCCUGCGCCGAGUCUCGGGCCCCGUCCGGGGCUGGGGGCAGCAGCGGCUGCAGCGCCUGGGGACUGGCCAGUGCCCACCCCGGGGAGCCGGCGCCUGGGGCUGGGGGGUCGGUCUGGGUCUCGCGCUGGGGGUGAAGGUGGCGGCCGGCUGCGAACAGGAGGGGGCCCCGCGGCGGGAGGCGGCGGGAGAGGUGAAGCCGCCGCCCCCCAGGGGCUUCGCCCGGGCCAUCGAGAGCAGCAGGGACCUGCUGCAGAGGAUUAAGGAUGAAGUGGGAGCCCCAGGCAUAGUAAUUGGAGUUUCUGUAGAUGGAAAGGAAGUAUGGUCAGAAGGUCUGGGUUAUGCUGAUGUAGAGAACCGUGUAAUCUGUAAACCAGAGACAAUCAUGCGAAUUGCUAGUAUUAGCAAGUGUCUUACAAUGAUGGCUGUUGCUAAACUGUGGGAAGAAGGAAAAUUGGAUUUAGAUGCUCCAGUGCAGAAAUAUGUUCCUGAGUUUCCAGAAAAAGAAUAUGAAGGUGAAAAGGUCACCAUUACUACAAGAUUGUUAGUUUCACAUUUAAGUGGAAUUCGUCACUAUGAGAAAGAUAUUACAAAAGUAAAGGAACAGAAGGAAAAAGCCAACAAAGCCCUUAAACUAAUGCAAGAUGUAAAAAAAUCUAACCAGGAGAAGGAACUGAAAGAAAAAGAAGAUAAAGACACUGAAAGAAAUGACUUUCCUAAAGCUAAGUCAGAACAGGAUGGUGAAGCUAAAGGCCGAAAUUUAAAACCUGUCAAGAAAACAAAGGAAUUUGAACAUGAAGAGUAUUAUUUGAAAGAAAAAUUUGAAAAUGUGAUUGAUUCACUGAAAAUAUUUAAAAAUGAUCCUUUAUUCUUUAAACCAGGAAGCCAGUUUUUGUAUUCGACUUAUGGCUUUACCCUUCUGAGUGCUGUGGUGGAGAGAGUUUCAGGAUGUAAAUUUACAGACUACAUGCUGAAAAUGUUUCAUGACUUGGAUAUGCUGGCAACUGUCUUGGAUGACAAUGAAUCAAUGAUAUACAAUAGAGCAAGGUGUUAUGUUUGCAACAAAAAAGGACGGCUCGUAAAUGCACCCUAUGUGGACAACUCCUACAAGUGGGCUGGUGGCGGCUUUCUUUCUUCAGCAGGUGACCUCCUGAAAUUUGGAAAUGCCUUGCUGUACAGUUAUCAAGUUGGACAGUUUAAAAACAAUGCCAAUAAACUUCUUCCGGGCUACCUCAAACCAGACACUAUUACAAUGAUGUGGACCCCAGUGCCAAACACCGAGGCAUCAUGGGAUAAGGAUGGUAAAUAUGCAAUGGGUUGGGUUGUUGUGGAGAAACAGCAAGAAUAUGGUUUUUGCAGACAGCAGCGACACUACAUCUCCCAUACUGGUGGAGCAGUUGGUGCAAGCAGUGUCCUGCUUAUUCUUCCUGAAGAGCUGGACUCUGAGGUUAUAAACAGUGGGUUAGUGACACCUCCCCGAGGAGUAGUUGUUAACAUUAUUUGUAAUAUGCAGUCAGUUUCCCUCAACAGCACUGCCUUAAAGAUUGCAAAAGAAUUUGAUAAAGAUAAAUUGGCAUGA